This is a messenger RNA of Gigantopelta aegis, 5042 nucleotides long. RefSeq lists its product as uncharacterized. The record is from RefSeq and is a predicted model, not a curated record. Lineage: Eukaryota; Metazoa; Mollusca; Gastropoda; Neomphalida; Peltospiridae. The transcript is spliced from 7 exons. Bases 34 to 2796 code for a protein of 920 amino acids.
GAUCAGACAAUUAACCUGAUUUAAUCCACGAAAAUGAAUGAUCACCCUCAGGGAAGAGGGAGAAAAAGGAAAGCAGAAAGUAACAAAUCUGCAACAAAGAUGAAUGUAAAUGACAAAAGUGAAAAUUAUUUGACUGCUAAAAGGAAGAAGAAAGUCAGUUGUAAGAAUGAGGAACAUAAUAGGCAAGAGAAAAUGAAACCAUCGUUUGAGAAGAAACAUAAAAAGUCAUCCACUACUGUUAUUGAAAAAAGAUCUAACUCACAGUCAGAUAAGGUAAAUGACAAAGAGAAAGAAUCGGUUGUGAUGGAGUUAGAAACAAAUAUACUGCAGGAGGACACUACCGUGGACAUGUCUGAAAAAUAUCUACGAGACAAGAACGAGUCAGAAGAGCUGAAUUUAACAGCUGAAAUUGCUUCCAAAGAUUCUACCAUCUGCAAAGUUGAGGAUAUGCUAAGGAUGUCACACAUGGAAGACACUGCAGAAUAUAAUCCACUGGAUAAUAUCACAGAAAGCAUCAUUCCAGUUGAAUCCUGUGAACAACCUGAUGAAGAUGUUGCUGAGAUUCCAGUGAUUUUAAAAGAAUCUACAGAUGCUGAUGUUGAUUCAGGUGUUGAUACUAAAACUAAAGAUGCGUCAAAGAACAAGGUUGAUACGUCAAAGCAGACUAAACCAGUUUCUCCAAAUACUGGCUUGAAUUCCAUCCUGACUAAACAUAAGGAUCACGAAACAGGUUGUCUGUGUCACAGCUUGAAUAGAAAUUUGAUUCCUGAUCCAGAUGAUGAAGAAAAGGAGAUAAGCAUGUUGGAAACUGAUGCAGAGUCUGAUUAUAAUAUGUUAUUAUGUGACAUGGAGAAAACAAUACAGUCUUUGGUAUGUCCUGACAUAGAUUCAAGUUCUAAAGUUGAACCACGUAGUAAUGGACAAAAGCAAAUAGAUGCUGAUUGUUUGGAAAUGGACCAGAUGCCAACUGUUGUCCCAGACCAAGAUGAAAAUAAAAACACAGCAGUUCAUUGCUUGGAAACAGAACUAAUGUCUACUCCUGUCCCAGAUCAUGAUAUGGAACACAAAAUCACAUCUCAGCAAAUGGAAACUAAACCAACACCACUUUUUAUUUCACGAGAAGAUGACCAAGAAAGAAAAGCUCCCCAGUGUUUGGAAGCAGAUCCAUCAUCUGCCAUUGUCCCAUACAUAGAUGAAGCACCAAAAACAUGUUCCCAGUUUUUAGUAACAGACUCAACAUCCAUUCAUAUUCCACAAAGAGAUGAAGAAAAGAAAACAGCCUCUAUGUGUUCAGACAGCCACACGAGUGAGACAAAAGCAAAUACUUCAAGAACAGAACAGUCCACUACAGAUGAAGAGAGUAAGCCAAAUCUAAACACAAAUACCAUACCAAUGGCUGAAGACAUGAUUGAAGAGAAGGAGUCAAGUUCUUUGUGUCAAAACAUUGUUUCAUUGAUCAACCCAAAGCAGAAUGUUCAUCUAGAAGCUGAUGAUUUAGCAAAUAAUGAAACAUCCUGUGAUCUAAUAACAAGGUCAAAGCCUAUACCACUACAGCAGUCGGAUUCUGGUAGUUCUUUGCAAAAAGACCAGGGUCCUAACCAGGAGCUUGCUGAGUCUGAGGGAAUUACCAGAUAUACCAAAGAUUUUGAAAAUGAUAACGGUAACAAAGAAAAAAAUACUUCAACAGAUAAAAAUACCUCUUUUGAUGGGGUUUCCAAAUGCUCAGAGAAGGUCCCCCAAAUGGAAUCAUCUGUGACAUCUGUCAGUACAGUCAAAGAAAAUCUGAGCAUCAGUGGGAAUUUCAGCAUUCUGUUGGAAGAUCCUUGCCCUCCAUAUGAAGAUAGAAAGGGUGUAGAAGCCUUACAAGAUAAAUCUAAAACUAAUUUUGACAGCUGUAUAAUUCAGUCUGAACACAACUUGAAAACCAAUAUAGCUGAGCUUAAGGAGUUACGGGUAGAAACUGAUUUAGAUCUAAAGCUCAAGGAAUCCAAAAAUGGUUCCAAUUUAGAUCUAAAGCUCAACGAAUGGAAGAAUGUAUCUGAUUUUGAUCUAAAUCUCAAGGAAUCGAAGAAUGUAUCUUAUUUAGAUUUAAAGCUCAAGGACUCCAUGGAAUUACCAGAUUUUGAUCUAAACCUCAUAGAUUCCAAGGAUGCAUCUGAUUUAGAUCUAAAGCUCAAGGACCCCAAGGAUGCAUCUGAUUUAGAUCUAAAGCUCAAGGACUCCAAGGAUGCAUCUGAUUUAGAUCUAAAGCUCGAGGACUGUAAGGGUGCAUCUGACUUAGAUCUAAAGCUCAAGGACUGUCAGGGUGCAUCUGACUUAGAUCUAAAGCUUGAAGACACCAAGGCUGUAUCAGAUUUAGAUAUAACGCUCAAGGACUCCAAGGUAGUGAUAGGUGAUCAACAAAACAACCAAAGUAGUAAGUUAAUCACAGAAAUAUGUUUACCUGUCGAUCAAGUCUUAUCAUCUGAGAAAUCCACAUCAUGCUUCUUGGACCUGGCUAAAGUAGAGACAGUGCAAUAUACAUUGGAUGAUACAGAUCUAUCUGACUCGCAGCUGUGUAAAAUAGACCUAGAAGAAUCACAAAGUUGCCUGAAAUCCAUUACUAUACGAAGGAAACAGGAGGAAGAAGGCCGGAAGGUGGUUCAGGGGCUCAUUCAUGAUAUGCAGUAUCUAAAUAAGCUGCUGUUGAAGACGAAGAGAGAGAUAGACACAGCUCUCAGAAAAAAACAGCAACAACUGCCUCAGAUGUGGAAGUCGAACGCACAGAACUAUGGACAGCCCACCCGCAAGUUUUAAAAAGUUUUAGAAAGUUAAACCCACAGAAUUAUAGACAGCCCACACAAAAGGUUUAGGAAGUCAAACCCACAGAUAUAUGUACAGCCCACACAAAAAGGUGAGAAAGCCUAAUACACAGAUUUAUGAACUACCCACGCACAUGUUUUAGGAAGUCAAACCCACAGAUUUAUGGACAGCAAGUUUUAGAAAGUCUUUAACAUACAGAAUUACGGACAGUCCACACACAAGUUUUAGAAAGUCAAACCCACAGAUUUAUGGACAGCAAGUUUUAGAAACUCUUUAACAUACAGAUCUAUGGAUAACCCACACGCAACAUGCAAGUAAUGGGGAAGUCAAAACCAUAGACAACCCACAACCCAAAGAAUUAUGGAUACCUCACAUACAAGUUUUAGAAAAAUAGGGCCCAAAUAAAAUAAAUACUCGAUUUUUAACCCUGCUUGUUCUGAGGAUAAAGGCCUAUUCCAUCUUUUUUUUUUACCAAAAACAAAUGUACCCAACAUGCAAUAUUUUUUGGUGUUCCAAAAAUAUAAAAUAAAAUAAUAAAAUUUUACCCCUGCCCCAAUUUGAAUUUUUUUUAAAAAUAAAACUAGCAUUUAUUAUAUUACGACCUAAUGCACAAUUUGUGAACAAUCAGGAUGCACAUAGCUUUAAGGGAUAUAAUUCCAUAUGUAAUGUGGACAAUACACAUGCAAGUUUUAGGAACAGAAUACAGAAUCCAAAUGCAAAUUUCAAGAUCCUAAAGUCUUUUGAAGUGUGAAAUCCCAAAUAUCACAUACAUGUUUUAGAAAAUCAUACAUCCCCGAAAUGUGGAAAGCUCGCAUAAAAGUCUGAGGAAAACAAACCAACAGAAUUGUGUGGAACAACCUUUACCUAAGUUUCAUAAAUGAAGCCCCAUGGCUGACAUCAGGGUUUCUGCCAGAGGGUAAAACGGGCAUGGCGCCAUACCCAAUUUUUUGGGCAGAUUUUAUUUUUUAAAGUUAACUUAUUGACAAAAUCAAUUAAUCUUAUUGUUACUGUAUGAUUUUCUUAACCCUAACCCUAAACUUAACCCAUUUUUGUUCUGUGAGAGGCCCCCCAUAGCCCUUGUUGACUGUGGUUGCAUUCAAUUCCAUAGCACCAUACUCCAAAAUUUCUUUCUGGCAGAAACACUGACAGGCUGUGGACUUGUAUAUCAAGGCUUUGAACAUGAUUGACUAUUGUGAUUAAUUGAUGGCCAGACUUUUUAUAUUUAUAUAUAUACAUUCACUGGAUUUUUUUCAGGCAUAUGUUUUCUACAUGUCAGUGCACAUUUGGAAAAAGAAAUGUAAAACACAGUUUCUUAUUUAAUGCCAGAAAACAUGCAUACCCACAUGCAUGGACACACGCAUGCAUGCACACACGUGCACACACACAUUUAAGUGACAGAUCCUAGUUUUUAAACACUACGACAUAUUUUUCACUAUUAGAACCGAUUUUGAUAAUUUAAAUUAGAAGUACUUACAUUUUAUUAUUUAGAAUAUUCAUUUUUGUACACCUGAAUUGGUUCUGGUCGUCCAGGUUUUUAUAAUACCCCGAAAUGCAUUUCUCAUAGUUCUAAAAAUGCACGUUCAUCUGAAAAGUAAUGGUUAUUGAUACAAUCUCUGUUAUUUUUAGACAGUAUUUCCCCAUUUAAACAAUUAACAACUAACCUACUGUCCUGGACAGACAGCCUAGAUAGCUGAGGUGUGUACCCAGAACAGCGAGCUUGAACCUUAAUUGAAUAUAAACACGAAAAUAAGUUAAAAUGAAAUAAAAAUUACUUUAUUGUAGACAGUCUGAGUGUAUAUAUAUAUAUUUGACCCCAACAUUUUAUCAAGCACUACAACACUUCUGUUCAGAUGAAAAUAAAUAUUACUGAUUAUUCAUUUGUGGAUACCUCCAUUAAAUUUGAAACAUCAAUAAUUUACAAAUUGUCACCAUCAUGUACAGUAUAAGGUCAACCUAUUCAUUAUUUAUGAAAGAUUUCAAAAGUCGAGACAUCAGAAUUGAUUUUUGCUAAAUGGUUUUAGCUGAUUAUAUAUUCAGAAGUCUCAAUCUUCUACGGACUUUCAUUUGAUGAGGGGUGGGACAUAGUCCAGUGGUAAACACUUGCCUGGUGUGUGGUUGGCAUAGAUUUGAUUCCAGACGAUGGACCCAUUGGGCUAUAUCUCUUUCAAGCCAGCACUUGUGUAACAAAAGUUGUGGAAUGUACCAUAGCCCAUUGUCUGGUGGAGGGGGGGGGGGGGGGG